Galendromus occidentalis (western predatory mite) is the source of this 3081-nucleotide messenger RNA. RefSeq names its product LMBR1 domain-containing protein 2 homolog. The record is from RefSeq and is a predicted model, not a curated record. Gene Ontology annotation, cellular component: membrane. The transcript is spliced from 12 exons. Lineage: Eukaryota; Metazoa; Arthropoda; Arachnida; Mesostigmata; Phytoseiidae. Bases 262 to 2430 code for a protein of 722 amino acids.
UUUCCCGGAGACAAGUGGUAACAGAAACAAAAGGAUUAUAAUUUCUCUCGUGCGCUCAUCGCUGCUCUGGCGCAUCUCAAUCCUGGAGUUCCGGAAUUGCCAAGACCCGAGUGAAUACGAAGAGUAACAUGGCCAGGCCCUAGAGCGCAGUGAUGGCACAAUAUCGAUUAAGCCGAAACUAUCGACAUCAUAAGCAGGAUUAGGAUGUAAAGCGUAGGGGAUUCUCCUACAUCGAUCGAUUGGACUGCCGCUGCCGAUUUCAUGAUGGCUUUCGGCCCAUUAAUAUUCGGGCUUGUGUCAACUUUCUGUGCGGCGGCGAUACUCCUAUGCCGCUACGGGAACCCUGCGAAGCAUCACGUUGCCGUAACCGGUAGCGUCUUCUUGGCGUGGUACUUCUCGAUGUUGAUCAUCAUCCUAAUGCCUCUGGAUGUAUCGACGACCGCGUACAAGCAGUGCUUAGCUUACAACAAUCUGUCGUCGGUCCCUGAACAUCUCCCUCACGGGAUCCAGGCAGCGGCUCUGACGGAUCUUCGAGCGUAUCCGGGACCGAGACCCGGCCUGCUGUUCACUGGCAACGAAACGAGUUCUGCCGCCACAUCCUCGAUGAGGCCCACUCCCCCCACAGAUGCCAACCAAACGAGCUCGACCACACCGGGUAGCGUGGAUCCCGCUGAGAAAAACGUGACCGACGUGCCCAACGUGACCACAACGUUGCCGCCGCAUCCGAUAGAUCCUUGCAUGAUACCGUGGAGUCAUGUCCCUGGGAACGCGUUCCCAGUCCUGUGGCGGAUAGUUUAUUGGAGCUCUCAACUGCUCACCUGGAUUAUCCUGCCCCUCAUGCAAUCGUACUCGACGGCCGGCGACUUCACCACGACUGGGAGGCUUAAAACAGCUCUGUAUGAGAAUGCAAUCUACUACGGAACCUAUCUAUGCAUCUUUGUGGUGCUAUUGGUUUAUCUCGUCAUCCACGGGAUCGGGCUCGACGCGGGGAAACUCAAGGUCGUAUGCAUAACAGCCGCGAAUACCUGGGGACUGUUCCUUCUAGUCCUGCUGCUUGGCAGUGGUCUCGUAGAGUUACCGAGGACGAUGUGGAACCUCUCCCGGAAAGGGUACACACUGAGGUAUUUGUACUUCAAGGCCGCGAAACUUUCCAUGGAGAAAUGUGAAACCGAAGAGAAACUGGAUGAUGCCAUCGAGGAACUGCGCCAAGUCAAUAACUGCAUCACGAGUGGGAGCCCGCUUCGGUAUUACGUGGACGUUAUAAUAUCGAAGAUUCCCCGGGACAGAUGGGAGGACAAUCGCAGGAACCGAACAACCGCAUCUGGAGCGAGCGUUUCGGAGAAAAGUCUAGUCAGACUCCAUAAGCAGGUCAUCAAGGCCAUGCAGGGUGUGACGCGAACCCAAGUUCAAUGGGAUACCCUGCUGCAAGACAUUCUGUAUUGGGAGGACAUAACCAAGAACGAGACCAGUGGAGAGCGGAGAUUCAAGAGUUCCCUCGAGUACAGGCCGCGCGGUCAACUGACCAAGCUCUUCUGCACGCCGACUGUGGAGUGGUACUGGCGAUGUAUGCUGAGGUCCCUCCUCCUCCGGGUCCUCGCCGGGCUCUUCGCGGUAUUCACGGUGCUCCUGAUAUUCUCCGAGGUCACAUUCUUCAUCCGACAGCCAAUAAUUUCGAUUAUUGGCGUAAUCCACCGAUCGCUUGAAGCUUCCCACAGUUACUUGGGACUCGAGCUCCUCUGCGUCCUCGCCCUGGGAUAUCUGUGUCUGUGCACCUACUUCACUGUGUUCAAAAUUCGUAUUUUCAACCUCUACUAUCUCGUACCGAACCAGCAGACUAGUGAAUACUCGCUGAUUUUCUCGGGAAUGAUGCUUUGCCGGCUGACGCCGCCUUUGUGCUUGAAUUUCCUCGGGAUGAUCCAUCUGGAUCAGCACAUUUCUCAAGAACACAACCGAGUCGAGACAGCCUAUACUCAGAUUAUGGGUCACAUGGAUGUGAUCUCGAUCAUCUCGGACGGUUUCAACGUCUAUUUCCCAAUGCUCAUCUGCGUGUUGGGCGUCGCCACAUAUCUCAAAUGGGGGAGCAAGGUGCUGCAUGCUCUCGGUUUCGAGCAGUUCCUCAGUGAUGACGACUUGACGACGGACCUUGUGGACGAAGGACGCGAUCUGGUCAAGAGAGAAAAGAAUCGGCGUCAGCGUCAAGAAGAAAACGAAAUCCGUCGGAGGCAGCGACUGCAGUCGGCUCCAAGCCAAGAGUAUAAUACCUCUUCACGCAACCGCCACCCGAUCGGAACGAGCAGCUCGACGGAGAGCGCUCGGGCAGAACUACUUUCUGGAGUGGGAGACACUCCCGACUACAGCUCCAGAGACUUCUCACCGACAGAGCGAUGGAGCACCAAUCGACCGCCAAGCAACCUGUUCGACGACGUUUGAAACCUCGGCAACUAAGGAGCUCAUGCUACGAAUACAUAGAAAUAUUUAUUGUUCAGUUUUCGGAGGAAAAGAACUUAGCCGGGGAUCUAAAUGGAUAGGCACAGAUACAUGGGGAGGCACUCCAUGUCCAAGGAGCCUAUUCCAUGUUCACAUCGUGAUUUCUACAAAGAAAAUUCUGCAAUCUCGUACCGGUUAUAGUUUUCUAGCUUUUUGUUCAAUUAUUUCCAUUCAGUGUCAAACAGCGCCAUAGCGGUGUCAUUUGCGCCCGGAGGUCGGUAUCCAGAAUGUACAGAGCUCAACUGAUUUCAUCCCGACUCAGUUGACGAACGACUGUAUCAUAAGCCUAGUAAUACCAGCUGAGUGAAUUCAGCGCGGAGAUUCUAGAUGAUCGAAUAUAAUUUCCAUUCAGAUGAUUGGCAACUACGCAUGGGGGACAUUUCUUCCGAAUCAGCGUGGAUAUGUCUUUGCGGAGUUAUCUUUGUGACUUGCUUCGAGUUCAGAUCAGUGACCCCGCCGACAGGUUCGGCAUUCUCAUCUCCCUGAAACCCUAUGCGCGCAGAAGAAUACGCAAGGAUCGCUUCCUCUCGAUCGUGUACAAAAAUGUGAUAAUUUUAAUAUAAUAAAAAGAGAGCAGCAUCGUACAGACUAGAU